GCUCACAACUCCACUACGACUGACGGACGACGGUCCAAUAUACCUUCCCCGGCGACUUCUUCUUCUUCCCCACGAAGCUUCAACCUCUGCUCCAACCAAUUUACGUGUCUGCAAAUCUAAGAUCUGACGUUGGAGUUUUCAUACAGAAAUGAAUCCCAAAGGCUUGAUUUAUAGCUUUGUUGCAAAAGGGACUGUUGUUCUAGCAGAGCACACACACUAUUCUGGGAACUUUAGUACCAUUGCCGUCCAGUGUUUGCAGAAGCUGCCUUCUAAUAGCAACAAGUAUACUUAUUCAUGUGACGGGCAUACAUUCAACUUUCUUAUUGACAGUGGAUUUGUUUUUCUUGUUGUUGCUGAUGAAUCAUUGGGAAGAAACGUGCCUUUUGUUUUUCUUGAGAGAGUGAAGGAUGACUUCAAGCAGCGUUAUGGUGCUAGUAUAAAAGGUGAUGGUCCACACCCUCUUAUUGAUGAUGAUGAAGAUGAUGAUCUCUUUGAGGACCGGUUUAGCAUUGCAUAUAAUCUCGAUAGAGAAUUUGGGCCAAAGCUCAAAGAGCACAUGGAGUACUGCAUGAACCAUCCAGAAGAAAUGAGCAAGCUUUCUAAACUGAAGGCUCAAAUAACAGAGGUUAAAGGAAUAAUGAUGGACAACAUCGAGAAGGUUUUGGACAGGGGCGAGAGGAUUGAACUGCUAGUCGAUAAAACAGAAAGCCUUCAGUUUCAGGCUGACAGCUUUCAGAGGCAGGGAAGGCAACUCCGCCGGAAGAUGUGGCUGCAGAGCCUUCAAAUGAAGUUAAUGGUGGGAGGAGCGGUCGUUCUUCUGAUUAUGAUCGUCUGGCUCAUCUCUUGCGGUGGUUUCAAAUGUUGAUAACGUUCUUGGACAUUCUUGUCCCUAUGAUCUUUGCUGCUGCCCAGCCACCUGCUUGUACAAAAAAUACUUUAGCAUACUCUGGUAAAUGCUCUUGACUGUUUUCUUGUUCCUUGCGCAGCUUCUUCUUCUUCUUCUUCUCUACUUUGUUGUUCUUCUGUAGUAUUCAACCUAUGUUUUAUUUAGCUCUUGUGCCUCAUAAAGAUAAAAUAUGGGACAAAGUUUAACUUCCCAAGUAUUAUGUAUUAAGAAAACCAGUUGAUAUACUGGUUCGUAUAUAUCUUUUUACAUGUACUCCGUGCAUGUUUUGUCGAGUACGAGGAUACGAUUAAUCCUAAUGUAGGGCGUUGUUAUUGCAAUAUUUGCAUGUAUGUUUUUGGUUAAUCGUUUUACAUAUGAUUAUCGUCUGUGUCUGUAUAAAUCAUCUGUGAUUGU
Cuscuta campestris is the source of this 1300-nucleotide messenger RNA. The record is from the annotation of a GenBank genome assembly. NCBI's taxonomy places the organism in Eukaryota, Viridiplantae, Streptophyta, Magnoliopsida, Solanales, Convolvulaceae.